GGAGGUGCUGGUGGUAAGGGUGUGUGGGGCAAGCCAGGUGAUGAAUUAUUCGAAGAUGGUAGAUGUGAUGAUAGCCAUGAUCCUAACUAUGAUUCUGAGAGCGAGGAUAAAGUAAUAGUACAAAGAAUUGACCCACCAAUUGGUGAGAAGGAGUUUGAGAAGAUUAUUGAACCUUUGAUAUUAGAAUAUUUUGAACAUGGUGAUACUGAUGCUGUUAUUGCUGAUCUAAAUGAUUUAAAUUUGGGGAAAUUAAAACAGAGGAUGAUAGAAUUUGUAGUGAGUUUAGCGUUGGAUAGAAAGGCAACUCAUAGAGAAAUGACGUCAGUGCUAAUCUCAGAUCUGUAUGGUAAAUUUCUAACCAUGGAAAAUAUGUCGACUGGGUUUGAUGACCUACUUUCUUCUCUGUCUGAGUUGACAAUUGAUACUCCGGAUGCACCAACUGUUGUGGGCCAAUUUAUAGCUCGAGCUGUAGCUGAUGACUGUCUUCCACCUAAAUAUAUCCAUAAAUAUAAAGGACAACUUGAAUGUCCUAAAAGCAGAGAAGCGUUAGAGAAAGCUGAUGUAUUAUUGAGUCAGAAACAUGGUAUUGUUAGACUUGAUAAUAUCUGGGGUACAGGUGGGGGAAUCCGUCCAGUCAAAUAUCUUAUUAAACAGAUGGUGUUACUGUUAAAAGAAUAUCUAUCAUCUAAUGACAUAAAGGAAGCUACUAGAUGUUUAACACAGCUUGAAGUGCCCCAUUUUCAUCAUGAACUUGUAUACGAGGCAGUUACCAUGAUGCUUGAGAAUUCAACCAACAGAGCUAUGGUCAGAAUGUGUAAACUGCUCAAAUCAUUGGUGAAUGCUGUCAUAAUAACACCGAACCAACUCACUCAGGGAUUUAGACGAGUGUACCAAUCUAUGCCAGAUUUGUGUUUGGACGUACCAAAUGCUUAUUCUUUGUUAGAGAAAUUUGCAAAUGUUUGUCAUAAUGAAUCAGUUAUAAAUGAUGAGUUACUGAAAGAGUUGCCACAAAGAGGUCGAAAGAGAUUUGUAUCAGAAGGUGACGGAGGACCAAUUAAGGAAGUUGCUCCUUGA
Messenger RNA from Lottia gigantea (owl limpet), 1074 nucleotides. RefSeq lists its product as hypothetical. Gene Ontology annotation, biological process: negative regulation of DNA-templated transcription. Lineage: Eukaryota; Metazoa; Mollusca; Gastropoda; Lottiidae. Gene Ontology annotation, cellular component: nucleus; cytosol. The transcript has 9 exons. The annotation marks the transcript as partial. The record is from RefSeq and is a predicted model, not a curated record.